Molecule: messenger RNA, 1089 nt
Organism: Mauremys reevesii (Reeves's turtle)
Lineage: Eukaryota; Metazoa; Chordata; Testudines; Geoemydidae
Product: sperm acrosome membrane-associated protein 3-like
Exons: 3
Coding region: 481-927 (148 amino acids)
Biological process (GO): fusion of sperm to egg plasma membrane involved in single fertilization
Cellular component (GO): sperm flagellum; acrosomal vesicle
Molecular function (GO): lysozyme activity
Source: RefSeq, a predicted model, not a curated record
UCCCAUGGGGUUCUGGAACACCAGCCCUGACUUUGGCACUCAGGGACUUUCUGCUACUCUCCACUCCACUCCGGUGAGCAGCUAUCUGGAUUGGGAUCCAAGAAGCCAGGCAGGGGCCAAAUCCCACAAUUCCUAUUCCAACUAGGCCCACAAAGGGGGCAGGACAGCUAUCAGCACCCCUGCAGCCCUGACAACACUCCAUGAUCUCCGGGGCCAUCAGCUUCUGCACUGUGCCAGUCCCCUGAGCCCUCUUGGCUGGCCUAGCCAUGGCCCCUAGUCUGAGGGCUGCCCAGCAGAGCGGGGAGACAGACUCCAUGCUCUCAUUACUGCGGUUGCCUUGCUAAGGGUAAGGUCCCACGACAGGCACUAACCCCACUGCUCGCCACCUCCUUCACAGUGCACCUUGUGUAAGCAGCUUGUGCUGGGCCUGGGUCAGACAUCACCUAGAGUGCAGCCUCCAGUUCCAGCCACACUGCAGGAAUGGCAGCUCUCGUGCUGCUGUCCAUCUUGGCCUGUGUCCUUGUGGGGAACAUGGGGAAGAUCUUCCGGCGCUGCGAGCUAGCCCAGGUGCUGCACCAGGCAGGGAUGGAUGGGUUCCGAGGCUACAGCCUGGCUGAUUGGCUGUGCAUGGCGUUCCAUGAAAGUCGGUUCAACACGGACACGGUGGACCACGAAGCUGAUGGCAGCACUGACAACGGCAUCUUCCAGAUCAACAGCCGCCAGUGGUGCGAUGACUACAGGAGCUCCACCCGGAACCUCUGUCACAUGCACUGCAGUGGCUGGCCUGGAGGAAACACUGUGAGGGCCAUGACCUCUCACAGUGGGUGGAAGGAUGCAAUGUGGGAAGUCGAUGAAGGAGCGCCUUGGGAUGCCCUGGACCUGCUAGAUGGGGUGUACUGCAGUCGCAUCAGUCUCCUGCAGAUUUAGCACCUCAUUGAAAUCCUCUGUGAGCACCUACUUCUCCUUCUUAACUAGCUCCAAAGUGGGUCAUUAACUGUGGGGGAGUGUUGUCCCCUUAUUGGGACUGCACCUUAAGGCACUGGGAGCAGGUUUUCCUGAAUAAAGCUGUCUGACGGUCUAAUGACAAAA